GAGUAUAGACUUGUUAUGACGGUUGCCCCGGGAGACGUGCAAGCGAGGCCAGGUUAUCGUUUCCUGUCAUUCGCGUUGGUUUCUGGGAAGGCGAAAUUGGAAGUCAAAUACAAAAUGGCGGCCAGGGAAAAUGAAGUUGAUAGUUUCGACGACGUAACUUCAAGCAAAAAGGAUAAAGAAACUUCAGUCAAAGUAAUAUGUCUAGGGGAUAGCGCUGUAGGGAAGUCCAAACUUGUUGAACGCUUCCUUAUGGAUGGAUACAAACCGCAACAGCUAUCAACAUAUGCAUUAACCUUAUUUCAUUAUGAAACCAAAGUAGAUGACAAAGACAUCAGAGUUGAUUUUUGGGAUACGGCUGGACAGGAGAGGUUUAGCAGUAUGCAUCCAUCCUAUUAUCACCAGGCCCAUGCAUGUUUAUUGGUAUUUGAUAUUACAAGAAAAAUCACUUACAAGAAUUUGGCAAACUGGUAUAAAGAGCUUAGAAAAUAUAGGGACUCAAUUCCCUGUAUUGUUGUUGCUAACAAAAUUGAUGUUGAUUACAAAGUUACUCAAAAGUCUUUCAAUUUCCCGAAAAAAUAUGGCCUUCCAUUUUACUUUGUCUCUGCAUCUGAUGGUACAAAUGUUGUCAAGGUAUUCAGAGAAGCAAUCAGAUUAGGAGUGAACUAUAAGGAAAACUCUACGGAUUUUAUGGAUAUGGUUAUGCAAGAGUUAGAAAACUUUGAUGAGCUGAGCACAACUCAAGAAUCUGAAUUUGACAACAAAAGUGAUGAAGAGAAUUCCUGAUAAUUCCAUUCUAGAAUAUCGGAAUAAGCACAGAAAUAAUAUUUACCAAUCUACUAUAAUUGUACAGUAUACAAGUAUUGUACCAUAUACAAUAUCAGCUUGUAAUCUCUAGCUUUUCCGCCACUCUUUUCACAUUGUCAACAAUCAUAGGCUAUUGAUACUAGGGGGGGGGAGUCCAGAAGAACCACCUGGUCGACUAAAUUGAAAAAGAUCUGAGUACCACCGCAAGCAGACAGUUACCAACUAAGGAAAAUGAGAUAAUGAAGAAAAUUUUAAAGGACACUGUCUCUUGGGAAAUGUGAUCAGUAUGAUCACAGCCUGUGCAAUGUACCAACCUUCCAACUCAGAACAAUUAUCUUCUAACUCCUGUAAAACCCUUGAUCUCAGCCUGUAGCCACAUUUAUAUCUAUUUUUAAACUUUUGUUAAAGUGGUAAUCAGACCAGUUUACUUCCUGCCAAUUACGUAACAAGCUCUGAUGAGAGAGAUGCUGGAAGUUUCUUUGAGAAUGUGACUUGCAGGCCUGUAGCCAGAAUAAAAAUUUCACCAAGGCAAAGCCAGCCACUGGAUGAUAAAUCCAACAAAAGCAGGUGUUAAAAUUUUACUGAGUGCCUUUCUUGCCUGUCUAUUGGAAGUUUCUUUGAGAAUGUGACUAAUGAUUUAUAGCAGAUGGCCUGGUAAUUAGAGUGGAUUCUAAUAGUUUCUUUUGUCUCUUGCGGUUGAGGUUUCUGUUCGCCCCCAGGAAGAAAACUGGUGAAGGUAGCACUUUAAAUAUUACAGAUUCUAAAAAAUUCUUUUGUCAUAUAAUGGUUGAAGUAAACUGGUUAGGUGGCAGCUUUUACAAAAGUGUAAAUAGCAAGCUUAUCCGGCAAUGGGUGUUCAUUUGGUCACUAUGCAUUAAAUGCACAUUAUCUUUAAAGUCUUUUUUGGACAGUAAAAGCAAUGAAGCAGGUACUAAAUCUCAACUUUUGGGUAUUUUAUUGGGUUAUUCGGGAAAGUUUUGUCCUCUAACAUUGAGAAUCCUGGGUGCACAAAGGGGCAAGGGCCAUUGCAUUGGAUAGGUGACUCAACCUUCGCACAAUAAAAAAAAAAUAUAAUUACAUUAGAACUAGCCUGAUCUCAGUUAAUCUUGGUGUUUGAAAACAAAGCAAAUAUAACCCCAAAUUAAAGCCAAAUAGUAGGGCUACUAUAAGUUCACUUCAAAAUGUGCUUUGAAGCAAAGUUUACUGGUCUGAAGCAGUUGCCAUACUUUGCCUUAAAUGUGCUAUUGUUGUAUCUACUUGUACUGGCCGAAUAUGGCCCUGUUGUAAUUAGUUAUCAAAUUGUGUUCCAUUCCCCUCAAAUCAUUUCAGUAGCUUAUUAUGUAUAUAAUUAAAAUAUUAAUAUAUGGCCCUGCAUCACUGGAGCUGGCUGAUGCUAAUGUAUAGUGUGACGAUGGCAGUUGAUUCUUGUAGAAUAUUCAGUAGAAAGUAAUAAAAAAAUAUCAGUGACAUGUUA
This is a messenger RNA of Nematostella vectensis (starlet sea anemone), 2278 nucleotides long. Its product is annotated as rab-like protein 2A. The record is from RefSeq and is a predicted model, not a curated record. Gene Ontology annotation, molecular function: GTP binding; GTPase activity. Gene Ontology annotation, cellular component: Golgi apparatus; endosome. The transcript has 8 exons. The coding region runs from base 16 to 783 and encodes 255 amino acids. Lineage: Eukaryota; Metazoa; Cnidaria; Anthozoa; Actiniaria; Edwardsiidae.